AUGUUCAAUAUUGUAAAAAGCUUAACGAGAAUAUGGAAAUGCUCAAAGAAACAUUGAAAGAAUUAGAUAGUCGAAAAAAAGAUAUUGAGCAAAGUUUGAAAACACAAUGUCAUUGGGAGAAAUUACCUAAAGCUGAAGUAGAAAACUGGUUGCAAAAAACACAAAGGAUAAAUAGUGAAGCAGAAGAUAUUUUUGAGAGACAAGUUAAAAAGAUGAAAUGUUUGUCACGUGUACGUUUUGGGAAGUUUGUUGUCGACAAGAUUAAAGAUGUGAAAGAACAUCACCAGAAAGUUGUGUUUGAGAGCUUGGUAAUUGAUGCACGUCCUACUCCUGGAGUGGAAAUACCAACAAAAACAUUAGUAGGUGAGACAACUGCAGGGCCAGCCAUGAAUGAGGUUUGGAAAUUUCUGAUGAAUCAUGAGGUGAUGAAGAUAGGAGUCUGCGGGAUGGGGGGAGUUGGUAAAACAAUGAUCAUAACUCAUAUCAACAACAAACUCCUCAAUGAGGCAAAAGAGUUUAAAAAUGUACUUUUUGUCACUGUAUCUCAGUCACUUGAUCUCAUGACAUUGCAAGAUCGAAUUGCUACUCAAUUGGGAUUGGAAGGUAAACUCUCAAAAGAUGAAGAUGAAAGGAUAAGAGCUGGAAAAUUGUCUAAAAUGUUGAAAGGAAGAAAGAUUGUGUUGAUAUUAGAUGAUGUGUGGGAGAAAUUUGAGCUGGAGGAAGUGGGAAUUCCUGAACCUACAAAAGAAAAUGGAUGCAAAUUGGUGAUAACAUCUCGUUCACUAGAUAUAUGUCUUUCCAUGGGUUGCAAAAUAGUUAAGGUGGGGACUCUUUUAGAGCACGAGGCAUUGAAUUUAUUUGUUGAUAGAGUGGGAUCUGAUAUUUUCGAAAUUCCAACUUUAAAAGACCUUGUGAAACGUGUGGCUGAACAAUGUGCUGGUUUACCCCUAGCAAUCGUCACAGUUGCUAGUUGCAUGAGGGGAAAAGAUGAUAUUUGUGAAUGGAUGAAUGCAUUGGAAGAAUUAUCUAAAAUCUUACAAAGUGUCGAAGGGAAGAAAUCAAGUGUGCUCGGACAAUUACAAUUCAGUUAUGAUCGUUUAAAGAGUGAACAGCUGCAACAUUGUUUCUUAUAUUGUGCCCUCUAUCCUGAAGACUUCAAAAUCCCAAAAGAGGAGUUGAUAGUUUAUUGGAGUGCAGAAGGACUUGUAGAUGGAGGAGGUAGUAUGGAAGCAACAAAUUAUGCGGGUUAUUCUAUAUUGAAGAAACUUGUAAACAAUUGUUUGUUGGAGAUUGCAAAUGAUGGAAAGUGUGUAAAGAUGCAUGAUCUUGUGAGAGACAUGGCAUUGCAGAUUACAAGCACCAAUCCUUUGUUCAUGAUAAAACCCAACGUGAAAUUGAGAGAAUUACCGGGGAAACAAGAAUGGAAAGAGAAUCUUAAGAAGGUUUCUUUAAUGCGGAAUCACAUAUUCGAAAUUCCUUUAAAUAUAUCCCCAAACUGUCAAGCUCUUUCCACUUUGUUGCUACAAAGAAACCCCUUACAAGUCAUUCCUGAAGUGUUCUUUGUAAACAUGCCUAGUUUGAAGAUUCUUGAUCUUUCUUACACAGAGAUUAAGAAGUUGCCAAAAUCCAUCUCCAACUUGAAGAAUCUCACAGCGUUGUUGCUUAAUCAUUGCGAACAAUUAAGUGAGGUUCCUUCCUUAAAGGAGCUUUCGGCACUGGAAAAUUUGCACCUUGGGUUCACAAAUGUACCUGGUUUGCCGGAAGGUAUUGAAAGGCUGACAAAGCUUAGAAGUCUUGAUCUUUAUCUACCUGCACCAGUUGUGUUGGCAACUUCAAUGCUUCAUACACAUAGUCGUCUCCAAAAAUUGAGAAUAAAUUAUGGAUCAAUGAAUUCUGAACCAGUAUUAACAUCAGAAGCGGCAACUAGAUUCAGUCGACUGGAUACUUUUGAAGUGUUGUUUGUUUGUUUUCAUGACUUCAACAGGUAUGUCCAAUCCUUACAUGUUCAGACACCAAAACGUUACUAUCUCGUGGUGGGAUCUUUUUUUUAUUUUAGGGAAUCCUUUGAUGAUUUGUUCGAAGUGGUAAAAGGCGUUAAUAAAAUUGUGGAGUUACAUACAGUUGGUGAAGGAAAAGAUCUGGUUGUGCUCCCAACAGACGUUCAGUGUCUAAUGAUUACUAUGUGUAACGAAAUAAGUUCUAUUAAGGAUCCAAUGCAAGGCAAUUAUCCCGAUCUUAAAUAUCUAUUUGUGUGGUUUUGUCCAAAUUUAAAGAAGUUGGUCUCACCAAAGGUGUUCUCGGCUCUACAAAGCCUGGAAGUGAUUCAUGUUGUGAUGUGUGAUGAAAUGGAGGAGAUAAUAGCAGAUGAUGAUGAAAAGGAACAAGGACGCAGUGGUAGCACCAAAUUCGCUCUCCCUAAAUUGAGAGAAAUGCAUCUGGUAUGCCUUGGAAAAUUGAAGAGGAUUUGUGGUGGUAAUGGAGUACUUGUGUGUGAAUCUCUCCAAAAAAUUGUCAUAGGAGGGUGUGGUCAAUUGAAUAGGUUCCCUGUGUCUCUUCCCUUGCCUGCAAUUAAAGAUAUCACGGUAGAGGAAAAGUGGUGGGAAUCAUUGGAGUGGGACAAUCCCAAUGCAAAAGCUUCCUUACAACCCUUCUGUGACUUAAUCCCCCCCUGGUAGAGUUACUUGAUGCAAAGGUAAUAUUUCUUAUAGAAUAAAAUUUUCAUUUUGUUUUACUUUAAUCACCAACAUAUACCAAGUGUUUCUUCAUUUCGUAGCCUCAUAAUAUAAUUGAUUCACUUUGCUUCAAAUAGCUUUUACCAUAUGCAAUAGUAACAUGAUUCUUUUUAUGCUAUUUUAGAAUUUGUGAAUAUAUAUUAAAUUUUUUAUA
Mangifera indica (mango) is the source of this 2886-nucleotide messenger RNA. RefSeq names its product disease resistance protein At4g27190-like. The transcript has a single exon. Gene Ontology annotation, molecular function: protein binding; ADP binding. Lineage: Eukaryota; Viridiplantae; Streptophyta; Magnoliopsida; Sapindales; Anacardiaceae. The record is from RefSeq and is a predicted model, not a curated record. The coding region runs from base 33 to 2675 and encodes 880 amino acids.